Messenger RNA from Owenia fusiformis, 522 nucleotides. The record is from the annotation of a GenBank genome assembly. Lineage: Eukaryota; Metazoa; Annelida; Polychaeta; Sabellida; Oweniidae.
AUGCCUGUGAUCAAGACAACAACUGUGAGUUCAUCAGGCAACUCUGCAUCAGUCCACACCAUCAGUUUUAAGGGAAUUUCCGGGGGGAUAUUCUUCUGUCUGGCUCUAGCCUUGGUGCUAUAUGUUGUCGGGUUUGCGACUACCGGUUGGACGAUCGUAUUGAACUCACAUUUUGGCUUGUGGGAGUCAUGCGUCUGUGGUAGAGCACCAUCUGGAGCAGAUUGGUUUCGUGCAGUGCAGGCUAUGAUUAUAAUUGGACAUGUAGGUCUUGUAGCGUGUAUGAUUUGCGUCUUCAUUUAUAUGUGUGUCCACGCUGUCAAUAAAACCAACACUAUUCUGGCCUUAACAAUAAUCUGCUUUGUCACUGUUUUAUUCAUGUUGGUUGGAUUCAUCGUCUACGGGGCUAAAGCGACCAAUGUUUCCUGGUCAUUUGUUCUCUGUGUCGUCGGAGGUAUUUUCACGCUCAUCGCUGGUGUUCUAUCUGUGGUACAAAUGCGACAAUCACGAGGCAUAACAGACUGA